Aspergillus melleus is the source of this 1026-nucleotide messenger RNA. RefSeq names its product NAD(P)-dependent alcohol dehydrogenase. The transcript has a single exon. The coding region runs from base 1 to 1026 and encodes 341 amino acids. Gene Ontology annotation, molecular function: oxidoreductase activity. NCBI's taxonomy places the organism in Eukaryota, Fungi, Ascomycota, Eurotiomycetes, Eurotiales, Aspergillaceae. The record is from RefSeq and is a predicted model, not a curated record.
AUGACCGACUCAACCCACCCCAUCCCCUCCACCAUGAAGGCCUGGAUGUACCACAGCGCCGGCGUCGACUUCGAGAAGAAACUGACGCUGGAGACCGCAGCCCGCGCGCCUCCCAGUCUGCGACCGGACCAGCUCCUCAUCCAGGUGCUCUCCGCUUCCAUCAACCCGGCGGAUUUCAAGGUCCCCGAAAUGGGCCUCGUGUCCAAGGUCAUCUUCUCGACGCCCGCCUCGCCAGGCAUGGACUUCUGCGGCCGCGUCGUCGUCACGGGCCCUGCCGUGACGAAAGUCUCACCAGGCCAACUAGUCUACGGUACCACGGCGAAACCCGUCCCCUUUGGCUCGCUGGCCGAGUACAUGGCCGUGGGCGAGCACAACGUCGCUGCGCUGCCGGACGGCGUGGACCCCGACCACGCGGCCACGCUGGGCGUCGCGGGCCUGACGGCCUACCAGGCGGUCGUACCGUACGUGACGAACGGCGACAAGGUCUUCAUCAACGGCGGAUCGGGCGGCUGCGGCAUCUUCGCCAUCCAGUUCGCGAAGCUGCUGGGCUGCCACGUGACAGUGACGUGCUCAGGUCGCAACGCCGACUUCUGUCGGGAGUUGGGCGCCGACGAGGUCAUCGACUACACGACUGAGGAUGUCCUGGCUGUGCUGAAGGCGAAGGGUCAGGUGUUUGCUCACGUUGUGGAUCAUAUCGGUACGCCCGAGGCGCUGUAUCGCGAAUGCGACGCCUUCUUGUUGCCCGGAAAGGCCUUUGUCCAGGUUGGGGCGUCGUCGAUGCUCAUCUUUGUGAAUCGCGUGGCGUGGCCGAGUUUCUUGGGUGGAGGCAAGAGAAAAUACGUUAUCCUUUUGUGCCGUAUGCGACCGGAUGAGCUGGCGCAGAUUGGUGAAUGGGUGCAGCAAGGGAAGGUGAAGGUGGUGGUGGACAGCACCUUUGAGUUCGGGGAUGCGGUGCAGGCGUUUGAGAAGCUUCGUCUGGGCAGGACUAGGGGAAAGAUUGUGGUUCAUGUCUCUGAGAAGGCUUGA